AUGGCCUUUAAAAAGUUGGUGCAGAGAUUAAGACAAAGAAAUAUCAUCAAUUUCGGUGAUAGUGAGCAGCCGAAUGUGGCUCGGAACCCAUUGUCGAACCAUGCAGGGACAUGGGUUAAUGUUGUUAUUGAAGAAAGAGUGAACAGAGUCAUAACCAAAGUCAAUGAAGUGAAAUCACCCAUGCAUUGGGUAUGGGGGCAAAUGGUCAAAAUAGAUUGGUUGACCUUUAAUGUUAACGGGAAUAAGCAUGCUUGCCCCUACCACCGUUGUGAGGAUCAUGUCAUUCAAAACUGUGAUGAGUUUAAGGCUUUGGUUCAAAGGCUGAUGGAUAGUAAAGACAUGGAAUUUUACCAUGAAGCUAUGGAGGAGGAAGAGGUAGAGAUUUGUGCUUCCGAGGGUACAUCCAAAGGAGUCUACAAUUCCAACUGCCCUCUGGUUAUCAUGCCGAAAGCCCGUACAGUAGAGAAUAUAACCCCAAAAGUGAUGAUCAUACCCCCGUCGUCCUUUCUCUAUAAGGAUAGCAAACAGAUCCCCUGGAGGUACGAGUGCCAUCUAGGUGAUGUUGGUGUUUCAAAGGGUGCCAAUGAAGAGGUGGAUGAGCUGAAAGAUGAUGAGCCAACAAUUAAUGAGCCUGUAACCGAGAACGAAGCUGUGGAGUUUUUAAAAUUUUUGAAGCAUAGCGAGUACAGCAUCGUCGAGCAACUACACAAGUUGCCAGCUCGCAUCUCAAUCCUGGCUCUACUAUUAAGCUCUGAGGCACAUCGAAAUGCCUUGAUGAAAGUCUUAAAUCAGACCUUUGUGCCAAAAGAUGUGCCAGUAGAAAAGAUAGACCGGUUGGUUGCAAAUAUUCAAGCAGAAAAUUUCAUCUCGUUCUCUGAUGAUGAAAUCCCGUCUGGAAUGAUGGGCAAUCCUAAAGCCCUGCACAUUACCAUCAGGUGCAAGGGACAAGUGUUAUCGCGAGUACUAAUCGACAAUGGCUCUGCCCUGAAUGUGAUGCCAUUAGUAACAUUGAAAAAACUACCGGUUGAUAGUACAUACAUGAGAAAUUGCCAAAGCAUCGUUCGAGCUUUUGACGGAAUAAAGAAGGAGGUGCUGGGGAAGAUCGAUAUUCCUUUAACCAUUGGCCCAUCAACCUAUGAGGUCGAAUUCCUUGCAGGAGUGGUGCCAUCCACUUUGCAUCAGAAACUCAAAUUUGUAAUUGAAGGGAGACUGGUAUGCCUUAAUGCUGAGAAAGAUAUCAUUGCUUCCAUAUCUACUACCGCUCCAUAUGUCGAAAUAGAUGAAGAUGCGGUCGAGUGCUCUUUCAGAGCCUUGGAAUUCAUUAAUGCCACCUUUGUUGCUGAAAGAAAGAAAAUUCCGAAGCCUAGGCUAUCCAAUUGUACUAAAAUGGAACUGAAAAUGACUAUGGGAAGAGGAGCCAAGGUUGGAAGAGGAUUGGGAAGCCGCCUACAUGGAAAUAUUAAUCCAGUUUUUCAUGUUAUUAAGCGAGACCGUUUUGGUCUGGGAUAUCACCCGCCCUUAAAAGAAAAGUUGAAAAAUGUUCAAAAGAGCAAGGAAAGGAGGAAAGCCAGGGCCUCCGAUAUCAAUAGUAUGAAUGCUGAUGAGUCUGAUCUGAAGAUAGAUUUUGAGUUUCCCAUAUGUCAAGGGGAAAUUGAAGGAUCAGAGGAGGAUAAAAAGGAGAUAAAGAUUGGCACCAUCAUAUCUGCUGAGGGAUGA
Molecule: messenger RNA, 1716 nt
Organism: Hibiscus syriacus
Lineage: Eukaryota; Viridiplantae; Streptophyta; Magnoliopsida; Malvales; Malvaceae
Exons: 5
Coding region: 1-1716 (571 amino acids)
Molecular function (GO): nucleic acid binding
Source: RefSeq, a predicted model, not a curated record